AUGAGCUGGAGUUUAGUUGAAACGCCAAGAAAUGCCGAGGGUAUCAAAAAGUUAGAGGAUCAGAUUAGGAUCGCUGCUGACAAGAAUAUCCUUCUCUAUUGUGCCGCUACUGAUAAAGCACCCUAUGACGAUGAUACAAGACUCUAUCCACAAGAUAGCGAUACCAAGCAUAUCCUAAUAGUCGGCUCAGCUAGGGAGAAUGGUGAAGAGUCUUCAUUUGUCAAUCUCGCACAAGUCGACUACCUCUUCCCCGGCGAGGGAAUCACCGAGCUCGACGAUCAGAAAGGAAGUUCCGCCGCCGCCGCCCUGGCUGCAGGGUUUUCGGCACUCAUUCUCUGGUGCUUCAGGAAGAAUCCUCCUCACCAAAUCCCUUCCUGCAUUCUCAAUCCGACGAACAUGCACUAUGUCUUUGAGAGCCUAAAAGAUUCUGGGAGCAAAUGGAUCAACGUAACCAAGAUGAUUGGCCUCAAAGACAUUAAAACUAUGGACGAAGUUGUAACUUACUGUACUUCGGUGACAACCUUGAGGGCAGGGAAGCAAACAAGAGGAUGCUUUAUUGGAGAAAUCGGCUCUCGGUAG
Trichoderma aggressivum f. europaeum is the source of this 579-nucleotide messenger RNA. RefSeq lists its product as uncharacterized. Lineage: Eukaryota; Fungi; Ascomycota; Sordariomycetes; Hypocreales; Hypocreaceae. Gene Ontology annotation, biological process: proteolysis. Gene Ontology annotation, molecular function: serine-type endopeptidase activity. The coding region runs from base 1 to 579 and encodes 192 amino acids. The transcript has a single exon. The record is from RefSeq and is a predicted model, not a curated record.